Lachnellula hyalina is the source of this 420-nucleotide messenger RNA. RefSeq names its product 37S ribosomal protein, mitochondrial (gene MRPS8). Gene Ontology annotation, biological process: translation. Gene Ontology annotation, molecular function: structural constituent of ribosome. Gene Ontology annotation, cellular component: ribosome. Lineage: Eukaryota; Fungi; Ascomycota; Leotiomycetes; Helotiales; Lachnaceae. The transcript has a single exon. Bases 1 to 420 code for a protein of 139 amino acids. The record is from RefSeq and is a predicted model, not a curated record.
AUGUCCCUCGUACACCUCGCCAACGUGUGCUCGCACCUUCAGAACGCCUCCAAAGCGCGGUUGGGUCUGACAUCCAUCCCCUCGACCAACCAACUGCUCACCCUCUCGCUGGCGCUCCAAUCCGCUGGCUUCCUAUCUUCCGUCACCCGCGCAGGCCUCACUCCUCCUCCCUUGAACUCUGCAACUAAAUACGAACCCGAGCCUGUCACGCAGGAGAAUGUUAGUACUAGGAGGCUUUGGCUGGGACUGAAGUAUUGGAAUAAUCGAGCGGUGUUGAGCGAGAUGAGUAUGGUUAGUAAGCCGACGAAGAGGGUCUGGAUGGAUGUUGAGGGCUUGGGACGGAUUGUUAGGGGGAGGGAGGCUGGGUUUGUGAGGGGCUUGACGAGGCCGGGGGGAGUGUUUGUUUGUGUCUACGGAUAG